This is a messenger RNA of Plasmodium inui San Antonio 1, 1182 nucleotides long. RefSeq lists its product as hypothetical. The coding region runs from base 1 to 1182 and encodes 393 amino acids. The transcript has 3 exons. NCBI's taxonomy places the organism in Eukaryota, Apicomplexa, Aconoidasida, Haemosporida, Plasmodiidae. The record is from RefSeq and is a predicted model, not a curated record.
AUGUUAACCGCGUCCCGGGUAGUCUUCUCUGUGUUCACUCUGAUGAACGUCGUGCUGCUGAAUGGUGAUCUCCCAAGCGAAAGUGCAGUAUCUCUAGGAGGUGCCGGACCCAAGGCCCUGAGACAAUUGUCCCAAUUCACAUCAGACUCAGAUGCACAUGCAAGCCCAAAGGAUCUGAACAGCACCGGUCAUGACAAUGAUUGGGGUGAAGGAAAACGAAGUGAUGUUGCCAAUGCGGGAACUUCCAGUCAGGCAACUUCCAGUUCAAUAAAAAAACAACAGCAAAUGAAAAGGCAACAGGACGAUGAAGAAGAUGAUGAGGAAGACGAAGAAGACGACAGCAGUGAUGAGGAAGACGAAGAAGACGACAGCAGUGAUGAAGAAGAUGAUGAUGAUGACGAAGAUGAGGAUGAGGAGGAGGAAGAAGAAGAGGGAGGAAUAGAUGUAUCAGCCAUAUUAAAAGAACAUAUGUUUGUCGUGCCGAAAGAAAAAGUAAAGCUUUUAUUGGACGAAUGUCAUCGUAUACAAAAGUCGGAUUGUGACAGAGCGCUGGAUAAUUUAUUUGGGGAACUACACGACCUCUCCCUGCAGUGUGGGAUACCAAAGGAAGAGAAAAUGGCUUUAUGGAAUGAAUGCUUAGAUGAUAUAUCCAACGAUUUUGAAGAAAUUGAUGAUUAUUAUAAUAAUAUUUAUGAUUUUAAUAUGAAUGCACAAACCGUCGUGACAAUUUCUUUUGUUUACUCUUUAACGAACUUUCUGAACGUGUGGACAAAUACCAUAGAAGGAAUCGAGAAAAAGUGGUGCGCGCUCUUUGCGGAGAGGGCUUUCGAUUAUAAAGAUGCCGUUUCUAAGGGUAAGUUAGGCAAACCGAGAAGGCAGUCUUCACAGAAGGGAGAAGUGGCUACCACUUCGCAUGAGCCGGGAACGGAGUCUUCACAGAAGGGAGAAGUGGAUACCACUUCGCAUGAGCCGGGAACGGAGUCUUCACAGAAGGGAGAACCGGGAACGGAGUCUACUCAGAAGGGACAAGUCGCUACCACUUCGAAUCAGCCGGGAACGGAGUCUACUCAGAAGGGACAAGUCGCUACCACUUCGCAUGAAGUCGGAACGGAGGAUGCACAAAAGGAAGGAAUAGAUUCCAAGAAGGAGGAAACGGAUGCCAAAAAGUCCAACGAACAAUGA